Molecule: messenger RNA, 334 nt
Organism: Spirometra erinaceieuropaei
Lineage: Eukaryota; Metazoa; Platyhelminthes; Cestoda; Diphyllobothriidea; Diphyllobothriidae
Source: the annotation of a GenBank genome assembly
AUGAGUGGACUACCCGAUUCGGCGACGAACGAAGUCAUCAAGGGUACGUUCUCAAUAAUUAUUGAUCACUGCUCUAUCCACAGAGGUCUUAGGGAUUUGGAAUGACGACGGUAAAGCCGCCAUUGCCGAUCUGGAGUUGUCCAUUAAAAAGCGGCUUAAACGGUCACUGAAAAACUGUCAAAAAAGGCAAAGGAUUAGUAACAAUACCCAAGCCGACGGUAAGUGUUCUUCCAUUACCAAUUAAACACUACUCUUUAAUGUAGAUCCAACACCGGGAUCUUCAACAGGGAGCUCGACCAAUUCAACAAUGAAUAGCGCCAAUAUGGACGACUGA